GUACAAAUAAGUAGAAGGACGGAAUAUUUUUUUAAAAAAGAGAUCAAAUAAAACUAAAAAAGAGGAUGGCGAGCAGCUCAGAGGGGCACAAAGUGUUCGUGUAUGGAAGCCUGCUAGCGGACGAUGUCGUUGGAGUGCUGCUGAAACGCGUCCCUCAGUCAUCUCCAGCUAUCCUCCAUGGCUUCCAUAGGUUUAGCAUAAAAGGACGUGUUUAUCCUGCCAUUCUACCCGUCCCCAAGAAGCAAGUCACCGGCAGGGUGCUGUUCGGGAUCAGUGAUGGAGAACUAGACGUUUUAGAUACGUUCGAGGAUGUUGAAUAUCAAAGAACAAGCGUCGACGUCAUCACGGAUGGUGAUGAUAAAUUACUACAAACUCAUACUUAUGUUUGGGGUGACGUUAGCGAUCCUAACUUGUUUGGCGACUGGGAUUUUGAGGAAUGGAAAAAGACGCAUAUGGAAGAUUUCCUCCAGAUGACUUGUGGUUUUGUGCAAGAGUUGCAACUGCCCGAUUCCAAGCCUAGAGUCGCAACUUACGAUUCCUUUUUUCCUCACCAAACAUGACGAUGAGGACGCUUUCAUUCAGAUUAUAUUUGUCCACCUUAUUGUAAAACCAGUUACAGAUUUGUGCAUGCAUUAUAUCUGCUUCACAAGACAUUCAAUUAUUUGUUUGUGCACUUAGAUAUAUGAUACGCUAAUGAUGCAACCACUAGAUUGCAGCGCCAACCAAUACUGCAACUGUUAGCUUUCAACAA
This is a messenger RNA of Mercurialis annua (annual mercury), 751 nucleotides long. RefSeq names its product AIG2-like protein D. The transcript is spliced from 5 exons. The coding region runs from base 66 to 560 and encodes 164 amino acids. Lineage: Eukaryota; Viridiplantae; Streptophyta; Magnoliopsida; Malpighiales; Euphorbiaceae. The record is from RefSeq and is a predicted model, not a curated record.